AUGUCGAGAGCUGCAACACGAACUCAGAGUGGAUGCCGGGUCCAGCAGAGCGCUGUCUCCUUAAAACAGAUUCGGCCCCUCCGCGGUGCUCAGAGGAUCAGGUGGACGUCUGCUUCCCAGGAUAAAACGGUCUGUAGUUGGAACAGUGACAUGAUGGAUAGAACACGAGUGCUGUUUAUUUUUCUGACUUCAACUAUUCUGUGGCUUCUGUUCCAUGUUUCCGUAACCUCUACUGUGAUGGUGAAAGGCCAAUCUGAUCAAGAACUAGAAGCUUAUUUAAAACGCCUGAACAAACCUGCAGUUAAAACCAUGACGAAUAAAGAUGGAGAGGUAAUUGAUUGUGUUGAUAUCUACAAGCAGCCUGCUCUUGACCACCCCUUGCUCAAGGACCACAUAGUUCAGAUGAAACCAAGCUUUAUACCAGAGGUGGAAGAAGACCAUGACAAUCAAACAAUAGAUGAACCCGCAACUCAAAAUAUUGAGAGUUGUCCACCAGGAACAGUCCCAAUUAGAAGAACUCAGAUGAGCGAUCUUCGUAGAGUUGCAUCCUUAGAAAGCUUUGGAAGACGUAAUACUAAUGGUGGAACCAUUGAUCAAGCAGGAGCCGUGAAGAAAGGAGAAGGACCUUACCUUGGAGCAAGAGCUUUAAUCAAUGUUUGGAAUGUCCCUGCGGAAGCUAAUGAGUGGAGUCACAGUGCUAUUGAGAUCUCAGACUCCGUGAAGUACUACAUUGAAGCUGGCUGGAUAAUUGUUUGGCAGGUGAAUCAAGAAUUAUACGGGGAUAAAAGAACUCGGCUGUACACUUAUUGGACAGCAGAUGGGUAUGGGAGGACAGGUUGCUAUAACUUACUCUGCCCAGGCUUCGUCCAAGUCAGUAAAAAGUUUGCGCCGGGAGUUAUUGUGCAACCUCUCUCAUCCUACAACGGCUCACAAUUCGUCAUCGCAAUAACAGUUUACAAGGACAACGUGAAUCUGAAUUGGUGGUUACAUUUGAAAGGGGAGCCGGUAGGUUAUUGGCCGGGAGUGUUGUUCGGCGGUGUGGACAUGAUGUUCCAGGAGGCUAAUCAGGUGAAGUGGAUUGGUUCAGUGCUGAACAAGUGGAACAAGGGGCAUCACACGACGACGCAUAUGGGCAGUGGCUACUUGGCCGAGGAGGGAUGGGGGAAGGCAGCUUACUUCCGAGCUGUGUUGAUCAUGAACAUGCUCAACAACUUCGUUCCACCGAACGGUGCGCAGCUCAUCGCCACCGCCAAAGGUUGCUACAACGUCAAGCUGGGGUCUGGCUCCAUAUUGUUCUAUUACGGAGGCCCUGGAGGUCUCUAUUGUGCCUAA
Messenger RNA from Zingiber officinale, 1332 nucleotides. RefSeq lists its product as uncharacterized. The transcript is spliced from 9 exons. The record is from RefSeq and is a predicted model, not a curated record. Bases 1 to 1332 code for a protein of 443 amino acids. NCBI's taxonomy places the organism in Eukaryota, Viridiplantae, Streptophyta, Magnoliopsida, Zingiberales, Zingiberaceae.